CCAGGAAGCUAAACCUGCACAAACAGCAAAAAGCAGAGCUGAGAAUCGGGAUAUUGUACAUAUAUUUAUUUUUCUUUCUAAACGUUUAAACAUUUAAUCCGAGGCUCCGUGAAAGGGUCGCGGAGAUUUCGUGCUCCUCAGGUGUCCACAUUCCGAGGAAGGGCUGCUUUUGAAAAGAUGGACCCCACGCUCGCUGAGAUGGGGAGUCACCUCUCUGAUGCCAUGAAGAUUCUGGAGAGUGGACAAAUAGAGACGGUGCAGGACACUGGGAGACGGAGGCUGAGCUGGAGAGAUAUUCCAGGACCUUUACAAGGAGAUGGUCAGAACAUGGUGACCAUCCUCCAGCUAGUUCAGAACCUCAUGCACGAUGACGAGGACAAACAGGCUCCCCGGAUGCAGUACGUCGGAGAGCAGGGACACAUGGCUUUACUGGGACACAGCCUGGCUGCAUAUAUCUCUGUUCUGGACAAAGACCGGCUGAGAAAACUGACUACUCGCAUCCUCUCGGAUACAACCCUCUGGCUCUGCAGACUCUUCAGGUAUGAAAACGGUUCGGGUUAUUAUCAUGAGGAUGACCGCGAGGGGCUGGUGAAGGUGUGCAGGCUGGUCAUUAAUGCUCGUUAUGAGGACUACGCCACAGAGGGCUUCACCGUGCUCAGCUCCAAACAGCCCGUGAUUUACCAAAGCGCCGCCUGCAGACCCGGCCUAGGACAGCACCUGUGCAGCCAGCUUGGUCUGCCCCUGUCCAGCCUUUGCAUUGUGCCCUGCAACACCAUGUUUGGAUCUCAGCACCAAAUGGACAUUGCCUUGCUGGACAAACUGAUCAGAGACGAUGUGGACACCGGGAAGCUUCCUUUGCUGUUAAUAGCAAAUGCUGGAACGCCGGGUGCAGGUCAUACAGAUAAACUGAGCCGUCUGAAGGAGCUGUGUGUGCAGUACAACGUGUGGCUCCAUGUUGAAGGCGUCAACCUGGCGAUGCUGGUGCUGGGAAACAUCUCCUCCACAGUCACAGCAGCCACUAAGUGUGACAGUAUGACUCUGACCCCCGGGCCAUGGCUCGGGCUGCCCUCUGUACCGGCCGUCACGCUCUACAGACACGAGGACCCUGCGUUGUCUCUUGCAGCAGGUCUAACGUCCAGUCAGCCGGUGGAGAAGCUGCGUGCUCUGCCCUCUGGCUGUCCCCUGCAGUACCUGGGGCAUGAUGGGAUUGUACAGAGGAUUAUGCAUGCGUCCCAACUCAGUCAGAAGCUACUGGAGCAGCUGAAGUCACUGAACUGCAUAAAGACUUCGGUAGAAGAUGAGCUGUGUUCUCCUGUGGUGGUGUUCAGGUUCUCCCAAGAUAACAGUUCAGCGUCCAGUGGCGGCUCUAUGGAGGGAUAUUUUACAGGAGAGAGAGAGGUGCAGGACGCCCUCAACAGAUGGCUCGGUGAACAGCUAGCUCUGCAUGUUCCGGCCAGCGGAGUGGACGUAGUGGAGCUGGAGGAUGAAGGAGUCUGUGUGCGCUUUAACCCUUUAAUGACUGCCGCAGCGUUAGGUACUCAGGAGUCAGACGUGGCGGUGCUGGUGGAGAAGCUGGCCGAGCUGGUUCCUGUGCUGAGCUGUACGCUGCGUUUCAGGCUGGACUUCAGAGAGGAAGUGCUCCAGCACGCUGCUCUGUGCUACAUAGAAGAGCUGAGCUGGCCCGGGCUCGGCGCUGUCAGGUAUGAGCCCAGAAGGACGGACCUGGAGGAGGGAAAGAGGCAGCAGGAGGUGGAGAAGAUCAACAGUGAACUGAUGAAGAAGCUGAAGGAACUGGACACUGACCUGGAGUUCUCGACAGGCCCUGAGUUCACUGAGGAGCAGAACUGUAUAUUCAUCGGAGUGGCAGCUGAGGAUCUGGACGUGGCCGCUUUAGUGGAAACCAUCGUCUGUGUUGGGAGGGAGAUUGAAGAGAGUGGAAAGCUUUUGGAGAACAUGACAGAGGUGGUGAGGAAGGGCAUCCUGGAGGCACAGCUGCAGCUUCAGAAAGCCAACGAGGAGAAACUCAUGGAGGAGGGUGUUCUAAGGCAGAUCCCGUUGGUGAGCUCCGUGAUGAACUGGUUCUCUCCUGUUCAGAGCUCCAUUAAAGGCAGAACCUUCGAUCUGGCUGCAGGUUCUCUGGACACCACUGAGCCUGUUUACUCUCUGAAAGCCCAACCAAAUAAAGAGGCCUCCUCUGAAAGCCCUUCAGCUGCAGCCAGACGCCUGCCAGGUCAGAAGCUGUUCCGGCGCUCAGGUGCAGGCUGCGACACGUUCAGCGAAACCAGCUCAGUCUGCCACCUGGAGGAGCCGUUCAGAGAGCCGCUACCUGCCGAAACAUCUGAACACGCUGAGAGGGAGGGGGAGGUACCAUACGACCGUCCCCACACCUUAGAGGAACCUUCAGCAGCAGACCAGCGUGUUCCUGAGGGCCAGGGGGAGGAGCCUGACUCCAUCAGAUAGAGAUUGCUCCAUUGAAGGCAAAGUGGCUGUACUGAAUAAGGCGCGGAGUGAUUGCCCCUUGGUCCACGACCUCGAUGCCUUGACCGAGUUGCUCUAGGAUUUUAGGUUAAUGAAGCAGCUUUAAGUGCAAGUAAUGCAACACUGGGAUUCCAUCAGCAUGCGUUGUUCCUUACAGCCCUGUUCUCAAUACACAACCAUACGUUAAAUGAAUACACCAAUGUUCUGCCAGCCUAAUCUCUGUCUGCCAUAGAUGUAGCGUAUGGUCAAUUGCCACAGAUAAUAAUUUCAGUGUUUCCCUGAACUCACCUAUAAUAGAAUUUGCUGAAUUCUGUCAGUAAACAUGCGAAGAAUGUGCUUUUAUAGAAUGUUUUUGUGAAUUUGAAGACUAUAAAUGUAAAAAUAGUCAAAAACAAGGGAUAAAAACUACAAUAAUACUCAUUUCUAGCAACGCUAUUUGAUUUCUAAUUGUAUGUUAGCACUAAGUGGAACAUUUUUAGCAGUUCUAGAUUGAACACAGACGUCAUAGCUUGUAAAUGUCAUUCUGUAUGUUCUAUCUGAAGCUUGUAACAGUCCUUAUCAUGUAUCUGAGCUUGUAUGCAUCAUUUUUACUGUGACUCUUUCAGUACACAGUCCUGCACAGAGCUGCCGCCGCUGUUUUACAUUCCAAACAACUAACCAGAACUUGCUUAGACUACGACUCAUAUUCAGUCAGUGACGUAUCUAGAACUUUCAGAAGGGCUAGAGUAACUUUCUUUGGUCCCACUGUAAAUCAAAGCCUGAUUGGUCGAUUCCUCUGCCACUUCCUAAUUAUGUUGGUAAAUAAUCUAAUAUGUAAGGCCUUCAGUUCAGCUCCUGAAGUCUUAACCGAUGAGAGAGCAGCUCAGCUGUAUCUACCCAAACACAACCGAGAGAAGUCCUGAUUGAUUAAACAUAACAAACUUAAACUUAACAAUUAUAUAUAUGAAAUAUAUAUUAAAACAGAGUAUUACUGUAAUGCUUAUAGAGUUUAAAUACAACAAAUUGAUUAUUCUAUUAAAUAAAAAUGAUCUACAAUUUCAUUUAGUAUUUUCUACUUCACAAAAAAUCUCUGAAGGUGUGGAGCUAGAGGUGGAGGAAAUGGCAAAAAUAUAAUACUGCAAUACUUUAAGUAAUUUUAUGAUGCACUAUAUAUCAAUUUUUUCAGACAUCUGAUCAGUUGGAACAGAGAAAAACAUUGAUUUUUAUUCAAUAUUUGGCACUAAAUCCACUUAAAUGGGAUUAAUUCGCUCUCUUUAUUAUGAAACAUGCAGUUGGUCAGUGUCUACAGGCACUGACGAUGUACACGAUAUGUUCAGAACAGCAUAUUGUAUUGUAUUGUGACAUAAUUCAUCACAACAGUGAUAUGUAUUGUCUUGUCCAACUCUAUGUAGAAGGCCCUGAAGGUUCCCGUCUGUGUAAACUUGUGGAAAUUUUCCAGAACAAACAGUUUCUGGGUAUUCGUUAACGGUUUGAAAUAGUAAUUGACUCCUCCUAACGUGUUCUGUUGUUGUAAAGUGGUUGCAGUUUCUGUUUAGUGUCACAGUCACAUACUUUAAAUGUGUGUUCACAGAAUUCAGUAGCGUAGAAAGAGAAAAAGUCAGACAGGUCUAGCAAAAUUACCUGUAGGUGAGGCCAAUUUGAGUCUUCAAACGCAAGUAGGUUGAACGAGUUGCUUCAUGAAGAUUGAAGAGAGCAGAAGCUAAACGUUUGCUUGGUUAGUGUCUGGCUUUUGUUGCUCUAUUUAACCUCUUGAACUCCUCGGGACCACCGGUGGUUCCAAAACGCUCUUCAUCAUAUACUUCAUAACUUUCAUAUUUCAUAAGCUACAUUCAGAAGGAGGGCAUCAUAUGAGGCUGUAACUGUGUUCUUUCCAGUCAA
This is a messenger RNA of Pygocentrus nattereri (red-bellied piranha), 4356 nucleotides long. RefSeq names its product pyridoxal-dependent decarboxylase domain containing 1 (gene pdxdc1). Lineage: Eukaryota; Metazoa; Chordata; Actinopteri; Characiformes; Serrasalmidae. Gene Ontology annotation, cellular component: intracellular membrane-bounded organelle. The record is from RefSeq and is a predicted model, not a curated record. Gene Ontology annotation, biological process: carboxylic acid metabolic process. Gene Ontology annotation, molecular function: carbon-carbon lyase activity; pyridoxal phosphate binding.